This is a messenger RNA of Glycine soja, 1449 nucleotides long. RefSeq names its product very-long-chain 3-oxoacyl-CoA reductase 1-like. Bases 232 to 1194 code for a protein of 320 amino acids. The transcript has 3 exons. Gene Ontology annotation, cellular component: endoplasmic reticulum. Gene Ontology annotation, molecular function: ketoreductase activity. Lineage: Eukaryota; Viridiplantae; Streptophyta; Magnoliopsida; Fabales; Fabaceae. The record is from RefSeq and is a predicted model, not a curated record.
UUUUGUUUAUUUGGCGCAUCAGUAUUCAUUGAAUGCCCCUGUUAUGCCCCCAACCUUUCUACUUAAAUCUGGUGGUUUUCCGCUCAUCUACCUCACCCACACUUCUCUCUCUCUCUCUCUCUCUCUCUAUCAUAAAUUCAAUGCUCUCAUCGUUUUCCCUCAUAAACCGCUUUCUCGUGUUGUAACACACUCAUCACUCAUCAUAUUCAUUCACACUUCCCACUUUCCAAUAUGGAAUGCUGCAUAAUCGCCAGGCUCAAGACCCAACCUUUAUGGUUCGCGCUGCUCUUCGUUGUCGGAUUGUUAACGAUUCUCAAAUUGGCUUUCGUUGUUUUCAGAUGGGUCUACGUCAAUUUCCUCCGACCACCGAAGAAUCUCAAAAAGUACGGAUCUUGGGCAGUGGUUACUGGACCCACUGACGGCAUUGGAAAGAGCUUCGCUUUCGAGCUCGCUCGCAAGGGCCUGAACCUCGUCCUUGUCGGAAGGAACCCCGACAAGCUCAAAGACGUGUCGGAUUCGAUCGCGGCGAAGUUCAGAAGAACCGAGGUUAAGACCGUCGUGGUUGACUUCUCCGGGGAUCUGGACGAGGGCGUGAAGAAGAUUAGCGAAGCGAUUGAAGGGUUGGAAGUUGGAGUGCUCGUUAACAAUGUGGGAGUUUCGUAUCCUUACGCGAGGUUCUUCCACGAAGUGGACGAGGGGCUUCUCAACAACCUUAUUAAGGUUAACGUUGUUGGAACCACUAAGGUCACGCAAGCUGUUCUGCCAGGGAUGCUCAGGAGAAAGAAGGGGGCGAUUGUUAACAUUGGUUCUGGAGCUGCUAUUGUUAUUCCUUCUGAUCCUCUUUAUGCUGUUUAUGCCGCCACCAAAGCGUACAUCGACCAGUUUUCGAGAUGUCUCUAUGUUGAAUACAAGAAGAGUGGGAUUGACGUUCAGUGUCAGAUUCCAUUAUAUGUGGCAACCAAGAUGGCAUCAAUCAGGAAAUCUUCAUUCUUUGUACCAUCAACAGAUGGCUAUGCCAAAGCAGGUGUGAAAUGGAUAGGCUAUGAGCCUCGUUGCACACCAUACUGGCCGCAUACUCUUCUUUGGGCUGUGGCAUUCUCAUUGCCCGAGUUUGUUGUUGAUGCUUGGCGCCUGUGGUUUUGCUUGGGUAUUCGAAAGAGGGGACAGCGCAAAGAGUCCAUGAAGAAGGAAUAAAAGGAUGCUUGGUUCUGAUGUGUAGGCCAAUAGACGCUACUCAUCUGAUAAUAUAUAUGCAGAUUGUUAGCUGAUUAAGGAUUCCAAGUACCUGCUGUGUUCCUGAUUUUCAUCUUACUGUUAUUACUCUUUUGUUAGUAUCAGUUGUGUGGCAUAUUCUUUUCACUCACCUGUUUUGGGUGUUUCUGUUCACUGUUUUAGUAGUGUGUUGAACUGAUAUCAUAUAUUGGCAUAUCGCUUAACCCGGUUUUCUCU